Molecule: messenger RNA, 1558 nt
Organism: Spodoptera frugiperda (fall armyworm)
Lineage: Eukaryota; Metazoa; Arthropoda; Insecta; Lepidoptera; Noctuidae
Gene: loj
Product: transmembrane emp24 domain-containing protein 5
Exons: 4
Coding region: 27-731 (234 amino acids)
Biological process (GO): endoplasmic reticulum to Golgi vesicle-mediated transport; intracellular protein transport; Golgi organization
Cellular component (GO): Golgi apparatus; endoplasmic reticulum; endoplasmic reticulum-Golgi intermediate compartment
Source: RefSeq, a predicted model, not a curated record
UCGCAUUUUCAUUCAUAAAGUCAAAAAUGGCACAACGGACGUGGCAUAUGUUUACGGUGAUAACUUUAAUAUUUACAGUUUUAUCUAUCGUGGGAGAUGUUUUAUCUCAGUCGGCAGCACCUUGGUACGAGAAUAUGCCGGCGGUUACGAUGGACUACAAAGUACACAUAGAUGCAGGCAAAGAAGACUGUUACUAUCAAUAUGUCCCGUCGGGUGCUACAUUUUAUGCCAGUUAUCAGGUGUUGAAAGGCGGCGACGGAAUGUGCGGUUUUGCGGUGCGGCACCCUAACGGCCAGAUAGUGCACCCGUACGAGUGGCGGCAGAGCGCGGAGUACGCGGACCAAUCCUCGUCUGGAGGAUAUUAUGCUGUGUGCAUUGAUAACCAGUUCUCAAGAUUUGCGGGGAAACUAGUCAAUUUGUAUCUGUCGGUGAUUAGAUACGACAUGUGGGAGAAGUACGCCAAGGAAGUUGAGGAACUGGACAUGAAUAUUAAGAAUUUCACUAACUCAAUCCAGUUUGUGGAGAGGAACAUCAAUGACAUCCUGCAGUACCAGUACCACUCCCGGGCGAGAGAGUCCCGAGACUACAACUUGUUGCAGGACAAUAAUGUUUAUGUGCUCAGAUGGUCUGUGAUACAAAUCCUAGCUAUAGCAGCUACGGCUACGCUACAAGUAUACUUUGUGAGGAAACUAUUUGAAGUUAAGGAGAACUCGUCCAAGACAAGAAUAUGAUUACAUUCCCCAAAAUUAACGAAUUUACUAACUGUUACUCUUCGACUGAACUUCCAUUCCAACUGAAAUUAAUGUUGAUCUCUCUUGUUCAUCAUUUUGUUAGCUUUUUAUUGUGUUCAUUAGUAAACAAGGAAACUAAGAGAUCACAGGAUGGCUCCAUUUUAUUAGUAGAUUUUUUAAAUGGUUGUUGUGUAUGUGAAAAGGACUUUUUGAUUGCCAGCCAGUAGAUGAAAAUACGAUUUAUGGCUGGUAUGGUUAUCCAAAUUUUAGCUAAUUGUAGUUGAAUUUAGUGUUGGAAGAAUGUAUUUUUUAAUAUAAAAGUUUUUUUCGCUUACAUAACUACCUUAUAUUGGUCUGGUAACAAAUUGGAAUUGUCUAUUGUCCAUAACUACUAAUCAAUUUACUCUACCUUGUUCCUAUCACAUUUUAUGAGAUUAUUUUUUAUUUUUUGUUUAUAUUUCUUGAAACCAGUAACAAAUCCUGUGCACAAAUUAAGUUUUAUAGUUUAAGUACAAGCUUUUUGCAUUUUUUUAUACAAAUGACAUAAAAUUGUUUUCUAUAAAUAUAAUUAAUAAGUUUAACCUUUCAGAGUUUAUUUUUUGAUCGGGAUAUUUAAUGAUCUGAUUAUAAUAAUGACAUUUUUAAGUAUUUUUGAUAAGAAUCGGAUUUUUAUUAUUUAUUUGCUUUUGACAACGAUCACAAUAUUUUUAAUUUAAUUUUGUUGUUAAUCUGUGAGAUUAACACAGCAAGUAACAAACUGUCUGCUAAUGAAUGACCGAUGUGAAUAUAUACCUAUAAUAAUAAACUGAAAUGUUAAAGUACUUAAA